Molecule: messenger RNA, 3020 nt
Organism: Macadamia integrifolia
Lineage: Eukaryota; Viridiplantae; Streptophyta; Magnoliopsida; Proteales; Proteaceae
Product: 65-kDa microtubule-associated protein 6-like
Exons: 12
Coding region: 785-2578 (597 amino acids)
Biological process (GO): microtubule cytoskeleton organization
Cellular component (GO): cytoplasm; spindle
Molecular function (GO): microtubule binding
Source: RefSeq, a predicted model, not a curated record
GCGACACCUGAAACUGUUACUCCUCACUAAAAGCUAAACCUCCAAAGCUGUGGAGCUCUGAGUUCCCCUUCUGUAAAACACUCGAUUCUCAAAAGCUCAUUCUUUUUUUUCUAUUCUAAUAUUUCUUUUCAUCCGCUUCUGCAAUUCCAACAAACCCUAGAGAUCCCCGCCACUAACAUGCGCUCAUCUCUCGUUUCGUAAUCGCACUUUUCCCUUUCACCUGUAACUCAUUUGAGCUCCUCUUGUGGUGAAAGUCUAGGAGCGCUUCUCUCUCUCUCUCUGUUUGAUGUGGUUUCAUUAAUGGCAGUUGUUUUCUUUGCAAUUUUCGUAAUUUGACUAUCCAACCUCUACGUUUCUUGUAACAGUAACUGCUGAGGUCGUGAAUGGCGUUUGUGUUGCAACGGAGCUUCAGAUCUGAUUGUUGAAACGGGGAGGGAGAGCGACCCAUGUGGCUUGCUUCCUUGGACUUUUUCGCUUCAAAUUUUGGAAUUUCGAGCUUUGCUCAAACCUUUUCUGCGUCUCUAUCUUCCUCUUUGAGCUUUGACUCUUUUAAUCUUGAAUUUUUUUUUUUUUUAUAUAUAUAAUUUCUGUUAGUGGGUAAGGUGGUGGUGGUGGUGGUGGUGGUGGUGAUUGGAGCUUGGAACUUGAGGAAUUCUUGUUUCUGGUGGAGGAGGAGCUAGGGCUUUGCCUUUUUUUCAUUUCCGUUCCUGUGUUCUGUCCCUGUUUAUAGAAAGUUUUUGGAGUUGAAAAACUCGAAGAGUGAGGAGAACUCGUGUCGGUACAAAUGCAGGUGUUUGGGAGCCUUACCAAUGUCCAUACGGACUCCACUUGCAGUGCUUUACUCAGAGAGCUUCAGCACAAAUGGAAUGAGAUCGGUGUGACAGAACUGGAGAAGGGCCGCAUGCUGUUGGAAAUUGAAAGGGAGUGUCUGCUAGUGUACAAAAGAAAGGUUGAUGAGGCGAGCAAUGCCAGGGCACGCCUCCGUCAAUCUGUUGCGGUGAAGGAAGCAGAGCUUUCAGCCCUUAUGGCUGCUCUUGGGGACCUUGCCCUUAAUACCCAGACACAAACAGACAAGCAUUCUGCAACAUUGAAGGAGCAACUUGCAUCAGUCUUGCCACUGGUAGAAGAUCUGAAAAUGAAGAAAGAGGAACGCAUUAAGCAAUUUUCUGAUCUAAAGGCACAGAUUGAGAAGAUGAGUGGAGAGAUUUCAGGAUACACUCAACCCAAUGGUGCCGCGACCAUGGAAGAACAGGACUUAUCAUUAAGAAAGCUUACUGAAUAUCAGACAUGUCUCCAUAACUUGCAAAAGGAGAAGUCUGAACGCGUUAAUAAAGUUCUCCAGUAUGUAAAUGAGGUGCAUUCAUUAUGUGGUGUGCUUGGACUGAAUUUUGGGAAGACUGUGAGUGAUGUGCAUCCAAGCUUACGUGAGGCAGGUCCUGAACAAUCCACAAACAUCAGCAACAAGACUUUGGAAGGUCUAGAUCAGGCCAUUGUCAAGUUGAAAACAGAAAGAAAAUCUCGCAUUCGGAAGCUGAAAGAUAUUGUGAGAUCGUUAUUCGAACUUUGGAAUCUGAUGGACUCGCCUGAAGAAGAGAGAAGUCGUUUUAGAAGCAUUACUUUCAUCCUUGGAUCAUCAGAACCAGAAAUUUCAAAGCCUGGGGUUCUCUCUCUAGAUGUUAUCGAGCAGGCGGCAGCUGAGGUUAAGAGACUGACUAAACUGAAAGCCAGUAGAAUGAAAGAACUGGUCAUGAAAAAGAGGUCUGAGUUGGAGGCAAUAUGCAGAAGAGCACAUAUUGAGCCUGACAAGAGCACAGCUGCUGAAAAGGCUAACGCUUUGAUCGACUCUGGUCUUGUUGAUCCCUCCGAACUUAUGGAAAAUAUUGAAGCACAGAUAACUAAGGCAAAAGAUGAAGCUGCUAGUAGACAAGAAAUUAUGGAUAGAAUAGACAGAUGGCUUGCGGCCUGUGAGGAAGAAAAUUGGCUAGAAGACUACAACCAGGAUGAGGGGCGAUAUAGCGCAGGAAGAGGUGCUCAUAUAAACCUAAAACAUGCAGAAAAAGCUCGGAUUAUUGUAACCAAGAUUCCAGCAAUGGUAGAGAAUCUGAUAAACAGAACACUAGCCUGGGAACGUGAACAAAAUAUGUCAUUUCUUUAUGAUGGGGUCCGAUUGGUCUCAUUAUUGGAGGAUUAUAAAUUAACCAGGCAAUUAAGAGAAGAGGAGAAGAAGAAAUACCGGGAUCAGAAAAAGCUUCAAGAUCUGCUCCUUACAGAGAAAGAAGCCAUGUAUGGGUCUAAGCCAAGUCCAAAAAGAUACAACAGCUUUAAGAAACCAAACGGUUACCGUGCUAAUGGAAAUGGGUCCACACCUCCCACACCACGCCGGAACUCUGUUGGGUGUGCAAUGCCUGAACUCAUGACGCCACGAUUGCACUAUGGGCAUCAAAAUGGAUAUCUCAGGGAGACAAGAAGGUUGUCGACUGGACCAUUGAACUUUGUGGCCAUUUCUAAAGAAGAUACAGUGUCAUAUGCAUUCACAUCUGUUUGUGGUUCCGAACUGGGGUCUCCUCACCAAGGUUAAAAUCCUUGAGCCCAAAUUAAAUAGCCUCCUAUGUUGAAGAACAAACAUCGAGGUUCACCACAAACUGUAACAAAUGCCACUGGAGAUCUCCAAGAUAGCUAUACCAAGACCAUUCAUGGAACCAGAUGCCAUUAGUUUGUUUCUUCCCCAGUAGAACUUAUACACAAAAAUUAACUUAACAGCACAAAAUAGUCAUCAACUGCGAGGGGACCAACAUUGGUAUGCAAGCAGUUCAUGUUCGUGAUACCCAAUGGUCUAUACAUUGCGUGGGUAGCUUUAUCACCGUGGUACUUUCAUCUGAUUACCAGCCCCAUUGUGCCUCCAAACUGCAGAGUCCAUGGUGUUCAUUAGAGGUCAAGUAGGAAGCACCAAUGCAGCUAAUAAAUAUUUGUAAUUAAUAAGAUUAGAUUAACAAGAAUACAGUAAAACAGUUGCACUCCAA